AUGGGGGCCGACGACGCAACCUCCUUUGAGAAGAUACUGGCGAAUGUUCAGCGGCGCCGGCAAGAGUAUAAUGGUGCUACAUCAGCUUCCAGACCGGAACCACGAGCAGCGCCUGCGGUAGCGCUCGAUACUGGGCCCACAGGAUCUUCGAGGGUCACAAAUGCCUUUAACCAAGAACGCCCAACGCCUGCGGCAGCUGAAACCGAUCUCCCGAAGCGGCCAAGAUCGGGUCAAGGACGCACGAUCCUUGUCAGCACAUCUCAAAAAGGAAAUCCACUGCUCAAGGGCCUAGCCAGCACCAACUGGACAUACGUUAAGUCAUCGGGCACCGAGAAGGUUUACUACGAUUACCAGGUGCAAGGCCGUAAGGUUGUAUUUCUGUCACUCAAGUACCAUAAAUUGCGACCUGAAUAUAUCGAUCAGAAGCUGCGGCCUUUUGGGAAAACGCAGGGCAAUAUUCUUCUGUGCGUUGUGGAUAUCGAGGAUUCGGAAGAUAUCCUGAAGGAACUAAACAAGACGACCAUGUUCAAUGGGUUUACGAUGCUACUCGCAUUCAACUUCGAACAGGCUGCGAAGUACCUAGUGUUUCUAAACAAAUGA
Molecule: messenger RNA, 600 nt
Organism: Eremothecium gossypii ATCC 10895
Lineage: Eukaryota; Fungi; Ascomycota; Saccharomycetes; Saccharomycetales; Saccharomycetaceae
Gene: RAD10
Product: DNA repair protein RAD10
Exons: 1
Coding region: 1-600 (199 amino acids)
Biological process (GO): meiotic mismatch repair; UV-damage excision repair; nucleotide-excision repair
Cellular component (GO): ERCC4-ERCC1 complex; nucleotide-excision repair factor 1 complex; nucleus
Molecular function (GO): single-stranded DNA binding; damaged DNA binding
Source: RefSeq, marked provisional